Tachyglossus aculeatus (Australian echidna) is the source of this 3926-nucleotide messenger RNA. It is a transcript of the gene GOLGA2, whose product is annotated as golgin A2. Bases 1 to 3117 code for a protein of 1038 amino acids. NCBI's taxonomy places the organism in Eukaryota, Metazoa, Chordata, Mammalia, Monotremata, Tachyglossidae. The transcript is spliced from 27 exons. Gene Ontology annotation, cellular component: Golgi cis cisterna; Golgi apparatus; cis-Golgi network. Gene Ontology annotation, biological process: spindle assembly; Golgi organization. Gene Ontology annotation, molecular function: protein binding. The record is from RefSeq and is a predicted model, not a curated record.
AUGUGGCCCCCCCCUCCCCCCGCCCCCCCCACCGGGCCCGGGAUGGCGGACGAGAGCCGACAGAGCAAGCUGGCCGCGGCCAAGAAGAAGCUGAAGGAGUAUCAGCAGAAGAACAGCCCGAGUGUCACAGCAGGAGCCAAGAAGAAAAGGAGAACGAAAGAUGGCAGUAACCCUGAGACUCCUCCCUCCGGCGGCCGCCAUUCUCCUCAAGACAUUCAGGACAUACUGAAGGUGCUGGUGUCUGACCUUAGUCGUUCCAAUGGGGUAGCGCUGCCCUCAUUGGACAAGCGGAAGGCGCCCCAUGAGAGUGUUGCUUUCGCCCAGCCACCUGCGGACGUCACCGGGUCCCUUGGCUGCUCCAGCCCCCCCCACCCCGCUAGCAUGGCGCCGGCUCAGAUGUGGGAUGCUGACCUCAGGUCCCGCCCUCUGGACGAAAGCAAGUCUCUGUCCUCAACCGAUAGCCUGAGGCAGCUCUCAGAGCAGCUCAACGGAAUCGUCUCCCAGUCCACAUCCUACAUCAACGGAGAAGGCCCGGCCCCUUCCUCCAACAUGAAGGAACUGGAGAGCCGGUACCAAGAGCUAGCAGUAGCCCUGGACUCCAGCAAUCUAACAAACAAACAACUCAGUAGCAAGAUAGAGGAAUUGAAACAGCAGAACCAAGAUGCUCUGAAUCAGCUGGAAAAGGAGAAGAAGGACUUUGAGCAGAAGUUUUCCAAGGAGCAGGGGGCCCUCAGGGAGCAGCUGCAGGUUCACAUCCAGACCAUCGGGAUCCUCGUUUCAGAGAAGACGGAGCUGCAGGCCGCUCUGGCCCACACCCAGCAGGCUGCCCGGCAGAAAGCGGGUGAGUCCGAGGAUUUGGCCGGACGACUGCAGACGUCCCGGCAGCGCGUGGGGGAGCUGGAGCGGACGCUGUCUUCUGUCUCUACGCAGCAGAAACAAGCAGAAAAGCACAACAAGGAGUUAACGAAAGAGCGGGACGCCCUGAAACUGGAGUUGUAUAAGCACGGCAAGGGCAACGAGGAGCUGAAGCAGCAGAACUCCGAGCUGGAAGAGAAGUUGAGGGCGCUGGUGACGGAGAAGGCAGCGGCUCAGCUGGGCCUGGAGGAACUGACCAAGAAGCUGGAGAUGGCCGAGGUGUUGCACCAGUUCUCCAGCCAGUCAGGGGCCCCGGAUGCCAACCAGCAGCUGCAGCUGGCGCUGGAGGAGCGUGUGCAGCUGGAAGCUCACUUGGCGCAGCUGUCAGAGUCGCUGCAGCAGCUGCAGAUGGAGCGGGACCAGUAUGCGGAGAAGCUGAAGGAGGAGGGGGCCGUCUGGCAACAGCGGGUGCAGCAGCUCUCGGACCAGGUGCGGCUGCUGGGGGAGGAGAAGGAGCGCGGCCGGAGUCAGAUCCAGGAGCUAGAAACCAGCCUGGAGGAGCUGAGGACGCAGCCUGCGGCCCCCUCGCCCCCAGAUGAGGCGCCGGGGCCCUCGGAGGCCGAGCGGCAGCUGCAGGAGGAGGCGGAGCGGCUGCAGGGGGAACUGGCGAGGCUGGCGGAGCAGCUGCGGGCCCAGGUGCAGGACAACGAGGGGCUGAGCCGCCUGAACCGCGAGCAGGAGGAGCGCCUGCUGGACCUGGAGCGAGCGGCCGAGCGCUGGGGGGAGCAGGCGGCCGAGCGGGAGCAGAUCCUGGAGAGCAUGCAGAGCGACCGCACCACCAUCAGCCGGGCGCUCAGCCAGAACCGGGAGCUCAAGGAGCAGCUGGCCGAGCUGCAGAACGGCUUCGUCAAGCUGACCAACGAAAACAUGGAAGUGACCAGCGCCCUACAGUCGGAGCAGCACGUCAAGAAGGAGCUGGCCAAGAAGCUGGGGCAACUGCAGGAGAAGCUGGGGGAGCUGAAAGAGACGGUGGAACUGAAGACCCAGGAGGCGCAGGGGCUGCAGGAGCAGCGGGACCAGUGCCUGGGCCACCUGCAGCAGUACACCGCUGCCUACCAGCUGCUGGCAGGGGAGAAGGAGGAGCUGCAUAAGCAGUUCCUGCUCCAGACCCAGCUUAUGGACCGGCUGCAGCACGAGGAGGUGCAGGGGAAGACGGCUGCCGAGCUGGCCCGCCGGGAGCUGCAGCAGGCCCAGGAGAGUCUGCAGGCCGCCACCCAGGAAAACCAGCAGCUGCAGGCCCAGCUCAGCCUUAUGGCAGAGCUGGGGGAGAGCGAUAAGGCCCCAGAAGGGGAGUCGGAGAGUGAGGAGCGGGUGGAAGAGGCCGAGGAGAGGCCUAAGCCAGCCGUGAGCAUCCCCGAGGACUUUGAAAGCCGCGAGGCCAUGGUGGCAUUCCUGACCGCGACGAUGGCCGGGGUGGAGGAGGAGCGGGAGCGGCUGCGGCGGCGAUGCCAGCGCCUGGUACGGCAGGCGGCCGCCCUCGGGCAGCGGCCCAGACCUCUGGCGCCGGGGCAGCCCGAGCCCGGGGACAGCGUCCCGGGGGAGGUGUACCACGCCCUGCAGGCCGCCAUGGAGAAGCUGCAGGGCCGCUUCACGGAGCUGAUGCGGGAGAAGGCGGAUCUGCGGGAGCGGGUGGAGGAGCUGGAACAUCGCUGCAUCCAGCUGUCCGGGGAGACGGACACCAUCGGAGAGUACAUCGCCUUGUAUCAGAGCCAGCGGGCCGUGCUAAAAGAACGCCACCGAGAGAAGGAGGAGUACAUCAGUCGGCUGGCCCAGGACAAGGAGGAGAUGAAGUUGAAGCUGCUGGAGCUGCAGGACCUGGUGAUGCGACUGGUCGGGGAGCGCGACCAGUGGUACCGCAAGUUCCUGGUGGCCGCCCAGGGGCCGGCGGAGGUCGUGGGGCCGGGUGGCCCGGAAGAGGACGGGGGCCUGGCCCCCGGGGAGCAGCCGGAGCGCAGCGCCGCUGAGGGGGAGGACCUGCGCGAGGUGAGCCUGGCGGAUGAGCCAGCGGCGGGGCCCCCCUUCCUUGGCGAAGCGCCCCCCAGCCAGCCCCAGCUCGAUGACCCCACGGCCCAGCAGAUCAUGCAGCUGCUGCGGGAGAUCCAGAACCCCCAGGAGCGGACGGGGGGCCUGGGCGACAGCCCUUGCAUCCCCUUCUUUUAUCGGCCCGACGAGAACGACGAGGUCAAGAUCAUGGUGAUCUGAGCGGGGAGUGGGCCCGGGGCCGGCCGGGGCCCCUCCCCCCCCCAGCCAGGCCACCCGCACCGGUGGGCAGGAGCCAGCUCAGCUCGGUGGACUCCCCGUAGCCACCUGGCUACCAACCCAGGGCUUCUUCCCCUCUUGUCCCCGGGUCCGAGGGGCAUGUUUAUUCUUAGCUGACGGCGCAGAGGAAGCAGCCCAAAUCAGGCGGUGCCCGGGUGGGAACCCUCGGACCACCCCCCUCCCCACCCCUUCUCGUGGAGGGGGGCGGGGGGUGAUGGCAAGAGGGCCAUUAGGGCCCCUCUCCCUCAGACCGGCUCCUAUCCUGGCUUUGGUGGAUGCACCCGAGGAGUCCCCCCCACCCCAAACCCCCACCCUAUCCCCCGCUCCUUGAGCCUUCAGAGGCGGGACACGCAGCACUUUCAGCGGGCUCGGAACGGGCGGCAUUUCCUUCCAGCGGGCACGGGCAACCGAGAGAGGGUAGAGGAUAGACUCCGCUUGAACUGUGGCAGGGAAGGCGGCAGGGCGCGGGCGGUGUGUACAUACUGUAGCUGUGUAACAUUUUGUAUAUUGGAGGGAGCACGGCCAGCGGAUAGUGCCGCCGGUGGGCCUCUCUGCCCGAGAGGCCGAGGACCCCGCCCCCGGGAGAGGCAGGGGGCAUUUGCUACGGACUCAGAGUCUAAUAAUUAUUUCCAGGGAUGGGGGGAAACUAUUUAUUGGUGGCAUAGAGCAGGGCAAGGAGGGGCUGGGGCCUGGGUGAUUUGACUCCUGUUUCUUUGGCUUUUUCUUUCGGAAUAAACGGAUUCAGCCCACCA